Messenger RNA from Erpetoichthys calabaricus (reedfish), 3794 nucleotides. RefSeq names its product angel homolog 2 (Drosophila) (gene angel2). NCBI's taxonomy places the organism in Eukaryota, Metazoa, Chordata, Cladistia, Polypteriformes, Polypteridae. The record is from RefSeq and is a predicted model, not a curated record. Gene Ontology annotation, biological process: 3'-UTR-mediated mRNA stabilization. The coding region runs from base 1 to 1647 and encodes 548 amino acids. Gene Ontology annotation, molecular function: 3'-5'-RNA exonuclease activity; mRNA 3'-UTR binding. The transcript has 8 exons.
AUGUUUCCACGUAACUUGACCACCCUUGGCAGGAGCUGGUUUGCUCAGAGAGAGAUCUCAUUUAUAACGUCUGUGUGUCAACAUUAUCCAUCCUGUUACAAAGCACUGAAUCCGCUGUAUGUUCGGCCUUUCACCCUUUUCCACAAGCCCCGCAUUAACUGUGUCCUAAGGCUGAGCCUGUUUGAUAAUUUUUGUCAGACAGCUUUUCACACGUCAAGUACAUUAAUGGAGACUGUAGACGAUGAACCAGAUGUAAAAAGGAGGAAACUUCAAGAUAGGAGUGGGGUGACUACUAGGUAUGAAAGAAGGAGGUCGUCACCUUGCAAGACCAGGGAUGUGCCAGCUACUAUAACAACGUCUAAUGAAUCAUUUCAAUCAGAAGGAAGUCAGGAUGAACCUGAGCAGACAAGACAGAGAAGAAUACAUAGGUUCUGGGAAGAUUUGUCCUCGCAUUACUACAAAGAAGCAAACAAGCAUCCAGGCAGUUGCAUUGAGGAAGACCUGAGGAAAGAAACGUAUGAUUUCACAGUGAUGUCGUACAACAUCCUGUCACAGUAUUUGUUGGAAGAUAAUGCCCAUCUAUACAAGCAUUGCCCACGGCCCAUUCUGAAGUGGGAUCACCGGUUUCCAAAUAUCCUGCAGGAGUUUAAAGACCUUGAUGCAGAUAUACUGUGUCUGCAGGAGGUGCAAGAGGACCACUACAACGCUCAGAUCAAGCCAAGUCUUGAAUCUUUAGGUUAUCAAUGUGAAUAUAAGAUGCGAACAGGGAGAAAACCAGAUGGCUGUGCCAUAGGCUUCAAGCGAUCCAGGUUCUCGCUCGUUUCUUCCCAUCCAGUGGAGUUUUUCCGUCAUGGCAUUCCUCUCUUGGACAGAGAUAAUGUGGGCCUAGUUGUUUUACUAAAACCCACUGUACACCGGUCAUCAUCUUCUAACGUAUGUGUUGCCAAUACUCAUCUCCUGUAUAACCCCAGAAGAGGAGACAUCAAGUUAACACAGUUAGCCAUGCUGUUGGCAGAAAUCAGUGCAGUGUCUCUGGAAGAGAAUGGGCGUCGAAGUCCCAUCAUACUCUGUGGCGACUUUAACUCGGUUCCGGGCUCACCCCUCUACAGUUUCAUCAAGGAUGGAAGACUGAACUAUCAGGGACUGUCCAUUGGCAAGGUUUCUGGUCAGGAGCAGACUCCAAGGGGGCAGAAGAUGCUGUCUGUUCCUAUAUGGCCAGAGAGCCUUGGGAUUUCUCACCGUUGUCAAUAUGAAGCCAAGUACCAAAAAGAUGAAGGAAGUGAAACUGGUGACAAAUCUAAUGAGUCUUCAUUUGAACCAGAGGUGAAGCGAAAAGAAGCCUGUAUUGAGCAUCAGUUCAGUCUGACUUCUGCUUAUUCACAUUAUUUAUCAGAUGAUGGGAGUCCAGAAAUCACAACAUGUCAUUCCAGGACAGCUCUCACUGUGGAUUACAUAUUUUAUUCUGCAGCAAAAGAAGCUAUCUCUGUACUACCAGGAAAGAAUUCAAGUUAUGAUGGAAUGUUGAAAUUACUCGCCAGACUUUCUCUUCUUCGUGAAAGAGACUUGUGGUCUGUGAAUGGGCUGCCUAAUGAACACAACUCGUCUGACCACCUGCCUUUACUUGCCAAGUUCAGACUGGAAUACUAACGCAAGACUAAUGCCAGACACAGGUUUAUUUUUGUAAUACCUUUAUAUGGAUUGUUCACACUGUCUUGCAAAUCUGAUACCUUCCCUUUUUGUAUAUUUUAAAAACUGAAGAUUUGUGGAAACAAAUUUUAAUUACUCAAUAAUUCAAUUUAUAUGUUUCUAUCUAUCUGGGUUUUUAAUGUGUGUAUUGGCAUGUCCUGGUGUGUUUUUAUUUUCAUAUUUCAUAGAUGCAAAUUCUUAAACAAAAUCAGGAUUAAAUCUAUUUUUUGUUAACAACUGAUAACAGGAAAUAAAAAAUUUCCUCUUGUUUGUAAAAUUUUAGAUAAAAUAUGUACAGGAGUACAAGUUCACUGAAUUUUCCAGGAAAUGUAUUAUUUGAAAUCAGGUUUUUGUUCCCAUUGUACUUAAUUUUAAACCAUUUUAAUUUGCUCUUCUCUAUAAAUCUUAGGUUUAGUAUUAAAACAAAAAGAUCCCUUGGUUGCAUAAUAAGAGCAUUAAAGAUUUAUAAUUGUUAGGGUGAGCCUCUUUCUUUUAUAAGCAACAGAGAAAAAUCAAUUGCCAACAGUUCUACCUUAUGUGGUAUACUAUAUGGCUGCCAUUUGUACAAAAGGAUGUUUGCACUGUAGUGCAGUAUGUAAUCAAUUUGGAGUUAGAGGGGAUUGGAGUCUACUGUGUUUAGGUAACAUCAGGCGCUACACAGCAACCAGUUUUGGGUCAGGCACCAGUUCAUCCCGGGGUGAAGUAAUACCACCAUUUGAUCCCAAUGCUUUUCUAUUCCUUCCUGGUAACAAAGUGCGCAGAGGUGAGAAUUUAAUACAGAUAAUUAACAAAUUAAUGAUUGAGGUCUUGAUAGUGUAACGUAAUGUAACUGAACAACGUGAAUCACUUUGGUGAACACUGAUCAAAAUGGCUGUUUAAUAGGCUCAAUGUUUACAGCAAAUAAUGCAGUAAUGUAGUUGAAUAACCAACAUUUAAUUGAUUUGGCACAAAGCAGAAAGACCAGAUAAAAUUCACAUUUGAUAAAUCUAGGGAAACUUAUUUCAUAAGUAAUAUAGGAAACGUGACAAAUGAGAGGAGUCCCUUCAGCCCAUCAAGCUUGUUUGUUUAGUUAACAGCUAAGCUGUGCCAUCUCCCAGUAUCUCUACUCCUUUUACGUCUUGUUUUGACAUUUCAGUUUCCACGGUGUGAUAUUCUCUGAACCUGUUAAUUGUUUGCAAGUGUUACUGGUAUCGUAUCUGCCAGUGCUGCAUCCUUGUUUUGGUUAUACUGCAGAUUUCAUUUUUUUAAUGGUCAAUAAUGAUAUUAACCUUCUUGACAGAAGAUCUUUGACAAAAUGUGGGGUGAGGGUGACCCUCUUGACAUUGUGCUCCCUUGCUGCAAUUCUCUGGCCUUAGGCACCAUUAUAUAAAACAGCUCUUGGUCAUCCUUUGGUAAAAAUGCUAACCAGUAUCAGCAUUAAUGAAAAUGGCAGUUAUCAAGAGCUUUCUGCCCGUUUCUCAGCUGAAGGAGUCUGCUGGCUGCUGUACGUUCCAGAGCCACAGUGCCUCACUGACAGAGACAGCUGCUUCAAGCUCAAGGAGUGCCAGUCCUGAGUUGGACUGCCUGCCACGUUCCAGGUCUUAUGUAGCGUUUUAUGUUGUAUAGAUCCUCUGUGCUGUUUGUUUUACUGUCUAUACUGUAUGUAUCAUUUCUUUACUAUAUAGUUUUUUGAAAGACGUUAAGCCUUGGUAAAGAUCUCACACAAAAAUGUAUUGUUUGUUCACAGCCUACACAAUGUGAUUUCUCCAAACCCACGUGGCAUGCUGACAUUUUCCUGCAUUCUCUGCAUGUGAUCUGCUGGCAUUAACCGACUCUGUCUUACUGAGCGUGACUCUUUAGUGACAGACGGCCAGUGUUGUGACAUUCCUGGUUUGUCUUUUGAUGGGUUGACCCUUGGGCUCUGUUGCUUGGCUGCACUGGUCAUACUGCAGUCAAGUGAUGGAAGGCUUAACAGAAACAAGUCCAGUCACUAUUCAUUUCUGCUGCGUCUUUUCUAACAUUUUUGAAAUCCAUUUUAUGUUGUAUGGUAUGCUUUUCUUAGACUUUUGUCAUUCUUUUCAAUUUUGCCUUACCUAAUGUUUUGAUAAUUGUUUUUUUAUUUCCCCAGC